This is a messenger RNA of Adineta steineri, 3225 nucleotides long. NCBI's taxonomy places the organism in Eukaryota, Metazoa, Rotifera, Eurotatoria, Adinetida, Adinetidae. The record is from the annotation of a GenBank genome assembly.
AUGGCAACUUCGACUGACAAUACAGAAUUAGAACAACAAGUGUCAAGCUCACCAAGUCGAUUACCUUAUCAUGUCUCAUUUAAUGAUGAUCAAUUACCGGCAUCACGACAAGAUUCAUUAUCAUCUGCUGAAAAAAGUGGACGUUUUGUUGUUGUUAAAUCAUCAGAUGUUCCUGAUAUUAAUGAAAAUGAUACAAUGGAUAGUUCACAUACAACAAUAGAAAAUGAAAAAAUGCCAUUACAAGCACAGUCUGAUGUUUCCGUUAAAUUUAAUGAAAGUAUUUUUGAAGAACAUGACCAUCGACCACGUACAGUACUUGAUCAAUUGUAUAAUUAUAAAGGUGGCAUUGUACCUAAUGCAGCUGAACGUGAGAAGCCAUCAACAGCUCAACAACAAUCAGCAAAUCUUGGUACAAUUUUUGGUGUUUAUCUUCCUUGUGUUCAAAAUAUAUUCGGUGUUAUCGUUUUUUAUACGUCUUUUUUGACUCUUUUAACAGCUAUAUCCAUGGCAGCUAUUGCAACAAAUGGGAUUGUACCAGCUGGUGGAGCGUAUUUUAUGAUAUCUCGUUCACUUGGUCCAGAAUUUGGUGGAGCAGUUGGAAUUCUAUUUUAUUUAGGUAAUACAUUCGCUGCAUCAAUGUAUAUUGUUGGAGCUGUUGAAAUUGUAGUUAAAUAUAUGUGUCCGGAAAAAUGCCGUCUAUUUGGUGAUGAUGUCGAAAUACCAUCUGUAGCUUUUAAUCAUUAUCGUAUAUACGGCACUAUAUUACUAUUAAUUAUUGGAGCUUGUGUUCUAAUUGGUAUUAAAUUUGUAACUAAAAUAGCACCAUUAUCAUUAUGUGCUGUACUUAUCUCAAUUUUGGCUAUCUAUGCGGGUGUUAUUAAAAGUUCUUUUAGUCCACCUGAUUUACGUAUUUGCCUGGUUGGAUCUAAUCCGUCACAUUUAAUUAAGUCAAAUGUACUGCAUAAUGAUAUUGAACGUUAUUGUCGUCCAGAUAAAUGGUGUUCAAGAGAUAAUGAAACAAUAUUAUGUCCACUUUAUGUCGCAAUAUGCAAUAAAUCAACUAAUACAUUAUGUUCUCCAAAUGGUUAUAUUGAAAAUGUUCGAGCUGUACCAGCUGUACCAGGUCUUAAAAAUUGGCAAUUAUCAGAGAAUCUUUUUUCACAUUAUCGACAAGAAGGUGAAGUUGAACGUGAUGUAAAAGGUGAUGCAUCCUAUGAAGUUGUAGCACAAGAGAUAACAACAUUUCUAAUUCUUGUUGGUAUUUAUUUUCCAUCAGUUACUGGUAUUAUGGCUGGUUCAAAUCGUAGUGGAGAUUUACGUGAUCCAAGUCGAAGUAUUCCACGUGGGACUAUUGCUGCUAUUAUAACAACAUCAAUUAUUUAUUUAUCCAAUGUUAUAUUUUUGGCUGCAUGUGUACAUAGUUCAUUAUUAAGAGAUAAAUUUGGUGAUAGUGUUAAUAAACAAUUAAUUGUGGCGAUUUUAGCAUGGCCAAAUAAAUGGGUUAUUAUGAUAGGUGCAUUCUGUUCGACUGUUGGAGCCGGUUUACAAACACUAACAGGUGCACCACGUCUAUUACAAGCAGUAGCAAAAGAUAAUUUAAUACCAAUUCUUAGUCCAUUAGCAAAAUCUUAUCGAGGCGAACCUGUACCAGCUCUUUUCUUAACAUUAUUGAUAUGUGAAUGUGGUAUUCUUAUCGCUGAUGUUGAUAAACUUACAGCACUUCUCUCAAUGUUCUUUCUUUUAUGUUAUGGAUUCGUUAAUUUAGCUUGCGCUUUACAAACUAUUUUAAAAGCACCUAGUUGGCGACCCCGCUUUCGUUUUUAUCAUUGGUUUUUAUCAUUUAUGGGCGUUUGUCUUUGUAUUUCAAUUAUGUUUAUUGCUUCAUGGUAUUUUGCGCUUGUAGCAAUGUUAAUUGCCAUAGUUAUAUAUAAAUUUAUUGAAUACAAAGGAGCAGAGAAAGAAUGGGGAGAUGGCAUACGUGGUUUAUCAAUGUCAGCAGCUCGUUAUGCAUUAUUUCGUGUUGAUGAAUCUCAACCACAUACAAAAAAUUGGCGUCCACAAUUAUUAGCAUUUUUUAAUGCACAACGAAAUGAAGAAGAUGAAGUAUUUACUUUACGUCAUCCAAAACUACUUAAUUUUCUUUAUCAACUUAAAGCUGGACAAGGUUUUGUUGUGGCUGCAAGUAUUCUUGAAGGAGAUUAUCUUGAAAAACAUCAAUAUAUUGAACCAGUUCGUUCAGUACUGAAAGCUGGUUUAGCUCAAGCUAAAGUUCAAGGUUUUGCUGAAGUUCUUGCAGCUAAAGAUGCUGAAGAUGGAAUUAGUGCAUUAAUUCAAACUGAAGGUUUGGGUGGUUUAAGACCUAAUACAAUCAUUCUUUGUUGGCCAAUACAUUGGAAAAAAGAUUAUGAUAGUUAUACAGCUGAUGCAUUCAUUCGAACAAUUGCUAUCGCUGAAGCACGUCAAUGUGCUGUAAUUGUACCGAAAAAUAUCGAUAAUUUUCCAGAACAUAAACAAAUUCAAGAAGGUACUAUUGAUAUAUGGUGGAUUAUACAUGAUGGUGGUCUUCUAUUUCUUAUUGCAUUUCUAUUAAAACGUAAUAAAGUAUGGGCACGUUGUCGUAUACGUUUAUUUACUGUUGCACAACUCGAAGAUAAUUCCGUUGAAAUGAAAAAAGAUCUCGAACAAUAUAUGUAUCAAUUACGUAUUGAAGCUGAAGUUAAUGUUGUUGAAAUGGAAGAUCAAGAAAUCUCGGCAUAUGCUUAUGAAAGAACAUUGAAACUAGCUGAACGUGUUAAACUUUUAAAAGAUCUUAAAUUACCCGAUAAAGAAUUACAACUUCAAGCAAAAGGUUUUGAACGACGUGCAAGCAAGCCUCAAAUAUUUAUGGAUUCAAUAAUAAAUAAUCAACAACGUCAACAAAGUUUUGAUGAAUCUAAUGAUCAAUAUCAAUAUACAUUUACACCAAAUCAACUUGAAACUUUAAAAAAAUCUGUAACUGAAUCAUCAAUGCGUAAAAUGCAUUCAGCUGUUCGACUUAAUCAACAGAUUCGUGAACGUUCUCGUGAUGCAAAACUUGUUCUCAUUAAUUUACCAUCACCACCAUCAAAACAUACAAGUCUAGCUGCUUAUUCAUAUAUGGAAUAUGUUGAUGCAUUAACAGAAGGUUUAGAUAGAUUAUUAUUAAUGCGUGGUAGUGGACGUGAAGUAAUAACAAUUUUUUCUUAA